AUGGCCAAGGACGAGCAAGCGGCCGCGAAGUCAACGGUGGUGCCUCCGACCCACAAGCUGACCCCGGAGCUACAGAAACUGGUUGACCGGGAGGAAGAGUUGCUGGAUCAGCUCUAUGAGGGCAACUAUCGAUACUCUGCCUAUGCGGCUCGGGUUCGCACUCUGCUUCUCUCCGCACACCGUUACGUCGCAUACACGUCGGACAUUGGAGAGUCGUUCCGGCCGGUAGCUCACCCGUGGCUGGUCAAAGGCGCAUACGGUGUCUCGUGGGCUUAUAUCUUCGGCGACGUCGCCAAUGAAGGGUACAAGGCGUAUCUACGGAAUCAGCGGAUACUGGCUCCAAAGAGUGAUGCGUUUCGAAAGGCGACUGAGGUGAUUGAGGCUGGGGAUGUUAACCUGAAGAGUAGUGCUGACAGGGAGGCGUUGGAAGAGCAUUUUGUGAACAAGACUGCUCUUAAGGAUAUUGAGGAGAGGACGUUGACCUCGACGGCGUCUAGAAAGCAUCCUAUGCCAUGGAAGGACCCGGAGGCAGAUACCAUGUCACCAUGGCCGACUGUGAAGAUUCCCCUGAGCGAAGAUUACCGCUCCGUCAUGGCCGAGAGAGCUGUGUUCCAAUCAAUUGCCAGUAUGGGAUUGCCCGCAUUCACAAUCCACUCCGUCGUCCGGUAUUCUGGACGGGCAAUGAAGAAUAUGAAGAGUGUGUUCCUUAGAACCUGGGCGCCUAUCGGUCUCGGACUUGCCGUUGUUCCAGCCCUCCCUUACCUUUUCGAUAAACCAGUUGAACAUGCGGUUCAGUGGGCAUUCCACAACGGUUUCCUCUUCCUUGGUGGGCCCGAUGCAGUCCUUCACCACCCUCCAACCCAAGAAGCGCUCGCGGAGGCCUUCCAUGCCGCCCAGGAGGUAAGGCAACAGCGAAAGGCGGAGCGUGAGCGCCGAAGGGAAGAACGACGCCUCAGGCGCGAGAAGACGGAAUAA
Arthroderma uncinatum is the source of this 975-nucleotide messenger RNA. RefSeq lists its product as uncharacterized. Gene Ontology annotation, biological process: mitochondrial fission. NCBI's taxonomy places the organism in Eukaryota, Fungi, Ascomycota, Eurotiomycetes, Onygenales, Arthrodermataceae. The coding region runs from base 1 to 975 and encodes 324 amino acids. The transcript has 3 exons. The record is from RefSeq and is a predicted model, not a curated record. Gene Ontology annotation, cellular component: mitochondrion.